Rhinopithecus roxellana (golden snub-nosed monkey) is the source of this 5560-nucleotide messenger RNA. It is a transcript of the gene NFRKB, whose product is annotated as nuclear factor related to kappaB binding protein. Gene Ontology annotation, molecular function: protease binding. Gene Ontology annotation, cellular component: Ino80 complex. NCBI's taxonomy places the organism in Eukaryota, Metazoa, Chordata, Mammalia, Primates, Cercopithecidae. The transcript has 26 exons. The record is from RefSeq and is a predicted model, not a curated record. The coding region runs from base 1 to 3975 and encodes 1324 amino acids.
AUGCAUGUCUUUGUCCAGAGUACCUGUGGAGAAGUAACAAUGGAUUCCUUAGACCAUAUGCUGACAGAUCCUCUGGAACUUGGUCCGUGUGGAGAUGGCCAUGGCACACGCAUCAUGGAGGAUUGCCUCCUGGGAGGCACCAGAGUUAGUCUGCCUGAGGACCUUCUGGAGGAUCCUGAGAUCUUCUUUGAUGUUGUCAGCCUCUCAACAUGGCAGGAAGUGUUAAGUGAUUCUCAACGUGAACACCUCCAGCAGUUUCUGCCUCAGUUUCCUGAAGACAGUGCUGAGCAGCAGAAUGAACUCAUCUUAGCCCUGUUCAGUGGGGAGAACUUCCGCUUUGGAAAUCCUCUGCACAUUGCCCAGAAGCUUUUCCGAGAUGGACACUUUAACCCCGAGGUGGUCAAGUACCGGCAGCUAUGCUUCAAGUCACAGUACAAGCGCUACCUCAACUCCCAGCAGCAGUAUUUCCAUCGGCUGCUGAAGCAAAUUCUUGCUUCCCGGAGUGAUCUGCUGGAGAUGGCCCGGCGGAGCGGCCCCGCCCUUCCCUUCCGGCAGAAACGCCCUUCACCAUCCCGCACACCUGAGGAGCGGGAGUGGCGGACCCAGCAGCGUUACUUGAAGGUCUUGAGGGAAGUGAAGGAAGAGUGUGGUGACACCGCCCUGUCAUCUGAUGAAGAGGCCACGUUGGAUUUACAAGAACAAUUUUCUUUUGAAGAUCUCAGCUCAUGGCUUCCAAGCUCCCCAGCACGUUCUCCUAGUCCUGCGGUGCCCCUGAGGGCGGUGCCCACACUUUCAACCACGGAUAUGAAAACUGCAGAUAAAAUAGAACUGGGGGACAGUGACCUGAAGAUUAUGUUAAAGAAGCACCAUGAGAAGCGGAAACAUCAGCCAGAUCACCCGGACCUUUUGACAGGGGACCUGACCCUCAGUGACAUCAUGACUCGAGUCAACGCUGGCAGGAAGGGCUCUCUCGCAGCCUUAUAUGAUUUGGCUGUCCUUAAAAAAAAGGUUAAGGAAAAAGAGGAAAAGAAGAAGAAGAAAAUAAAAACGAUCAAAUCAGAGGUAGAGGACCUGGCUGAGCCUCUAAGCAAUACUGAAGGGGUUGCAUCUCUCUCACAGGCCCCCUCUCCGCUGGCAAUUCCUGCUAUCAAGGAAGAGCCCCUUGAAGACCUCAAGCCUUGCCUUGGAAUCAAUGAAAUAUCUUCCAGCUUUUUCUCUCUUCUAUUAGAGAUCUUGCUGCUGGAGAGUCAGGCUAGCCUUCCUAUGCUAGAGGAGCGAGUUUUGGAUUGGCAGUCAUCACCAGCCAGCUCCCUCAACAGCUGGUUCUCUGCGGCCCCCAACUGGGCUGAGUUGGUACUACCAGCCCUGCAGUAUCUUGCUGGAGAAAGUCGAGCUGUUCCUUCCAGUUUCUCUCCAUUUGUUGAAUUCAAAGAGAAAACCCAACAGUGGAAGUUGCUUGGCCAAUCCCAAGAUAAUGAAAAGGAAUUGGCUGCCCUCUUCCAGCUAUGGCUAGAGACCAAAGAUCAGGCCUUCUGUAAGCAAGAAAAUGAAGACAGCUCAGAUGCCACGACACCUGUCCCUCGGGUAAGAACUGACUAUGUGGUGCGGCCCAGCACGGGGGAGGAGAAGCGGGUUUUUCAGGAGCAGGAGCGUUACCGGUAUAGCCAACCCCAUAAGGCGUUCACCUUUCGCAUGCACGGCUUCGAGUCUGUGGUGGGGCCAGUGAAGGGCGUGUUUGACAAGGAGACCUCGCUCAACAAGGCUCGGGAGCACUCCCUGCUGCGCUCCGACCGGCCUGCCUACGUUACCAUUCUGUCUCUUGUUCGGGAUGCUGCGGCUCGACUGCCUAAUGGAGAAGGCACACGGGCAGAAAUCUGUGAACUGCUUAAGGACUCCCAGUUUCUUGCACCAGAUGUCACCAGCACUCAGGUAAAUACAGUAGUGAGUGGUGCACUGGAUCGGCUACAUUAUGAAAAAGAUCCUUGUGUGAAAUACGACAUUGGACGAAAGCUGUGGAUCUACCUGCAUCGUGACCGGAGUGAAGAAGAAUUUGAGCGGAUUCACCAAGCACAAGCAGCUGCAGCUAAAGCCAGAAAAGCUCUUCAGCAAAAACCCAAGCCCCCAUCCAAGGUGAAGUCCAGUAGCAAGGAGAGCUCCAUAAAGGUCCUUAGCAGUGGUCCUUCUGAGCAGAGCCAGAUGAGCCUCAGUGACUCCAGUAUGCCACCCACCCCAGUCACACCUGUAACCCCCACCACACCAGCAUUGCCUGCCAUUCCCAUCUCCCCUCCACCUGUAUCGGCGGUGAACAAAAGCGGCCCUACCACAGUCUCAGAACCAGCUAAGUCUAGCUCAGGCGUUCUUCUGGUGUCUUCACCAACAAUGCCACAUCUGGGAACAAUGCUUUCCCCAGCUUCCAGCCAGACUACACCCAGUUCUCAGGCUGCUGCCCGGGUCGUGAGCCACUCUGGCUCUGCCGGACUGUCCCAGGUGCGAGUGGUGGCCCAGCCUAGCCUUCCUGCUGUUCCCCAGCAGUCGGCAGGGCCAGCACAGACACUGCCACAGAUGCCAGCAGGACCGCAGAUCCGGGUUCCAGCCACUGCCACGCAGACCAAAGUAAUGCCUCAGACAGUAAUGGCCACUGUGCCAGUCAAAGCGCAGACUACGGCAGCCACUGUGCAGCGGCCUGGACCUGGACAGACAGGGCUCACGGUGACAAGUCUCCCUGCCACAGCCAGCCCUGUGAGUAAGCCAGCCACGAGCUCUCCUGGGACCUCUGCUCCCAGUGCAUCUACGGCUGCUGUCAUUCAAAACGUCACGGGACAGAACAUCAUCAAGCAGGUGGCAAUCACUGGGCAGCUCGGGGUGAAGCCGCAAACAGGCAACAGCGUUCCACUCACAGCCACUCACUUCCACAUCCAGGGCAAGGAUGUGCUGCGCCUGCCGCCCUCUUCCAUCACCACAGACGCCAAGGGCCAGGCGGUUCUGCGCAUCACUCCGGACAUGAUGGCCACGCUGGCCAAGUCCCAGGUUACCACAGUCAAAUUGACACAGGACCUCUUUGGGACAGGAGGCAACACUACAGGCAAAGGCAUCUCUGCCACCUUACACGUCACUUCCAAUCCAGUCCAUGCAGCUGAUAGCCCUGCCAAGGCCAGUUCAGCCAGUGCUCCUUCGUCCACUCCAACAGGUACCACUGUGGUCAAAGUGACUCCCGACCUCAAGCCAACAGAAGCCUCAGGUUCAGCUUUUCGCUUGAUGCCAGCCCUUGGCGUGAGUGUGGCUGACCAGAAGGGAAAAAGCACAGUGGCCUCUUCAGAAGCAAAACCAGCUGCCACGAUCCGCAUCGUGCAGGGACUGGGAGUGAUGCCUCCCAAAGCAGGCCAGACCAUCACCGUUGCAACCCAUGCCAAGCAAGGGGCCUCGGUAGCCAGUGGGUCUGGAACUGUCCAUACUUCAGCGGUGUCCUUGCCCAGUAUGAAUGCUGCCGUGUCCAAGACUGUGGCUGUGGCUUCUGGGACUGCAAGCACCCCCAUCGGCAUCGGCACGGGAGCCCCCACCGUGCGGCAGGUCCCCGUCAGCACCACGGUUGUGUCCACGCCCCAGGCUGGGAAGUUGCCUACACGGAUCACUGUUCCCCUGUCUGUGAUCAGCCAGCCAAUGAAGGGCAAGAGUGUGGUCACAGCCCCCAUCAUCAAAGGCAACCUUGGAGCCAACCUCAGUGGGUUGGGCCGCAACAUCAUCCUCACAACUAUGCCAGCGGGCACUAAGCUCAUUGCUGGCAAUAAGCCUGUUAGUUUCCUCACUGCUCAGCAGUUGCAGCAGCUUCAGCAGCAAGGUCAGGCCACACAGGUGCGCAUCCAGACUGUCCCUGCAUCCCAUCUCCAACAGGGAACAGCUUCUGGCUCCUCCAAAGCGGUCUCCACUGUUGUUGUGACUACAGCUCCGUCUCCUAAACAGGCACCUGAGCAACAAUGAUGAUGAGAGAGGAUGGCUUCCAUGAAAGCCCGUGCCUGGGGUUUGGGGUUGAGGGUAGAAGAAUCAGCGAACGCAACCAGAUCCCCAGGAGGUUUGUCCAGGAGUGGAGAUGAGCAAGACAUCAUCACUGAGGUCGGAGUGUGGCUGAUAGAACAAUCCCUGGGCUUCCCUGCCAAGUGAGCAGUGAAAGAAAUCCCGGACAGAAACGAUUAGGUUGGAAGCAGAAUCUGAGCAGAGACACACAAGCGGCUCCCAGGUGCGUGUCUGCAGAGCUGACUUUGAGUGCGUGUCCUUCCUGGGCACAGAGCCAGCUCUGCAAGCCCUGUGCCCCUCCCAGCUCUGUGUUUUAAAACACUGGGUAAACAAGGCAGAGGCCCCAUGAUGUGGGCCAGAAAAUGACGAAACUGCGCCACAGGAGAGCUCUUUGUUCUUACCCCCUCUACUUUUAUACCUAAUUUACAAGGCAAAAGAUUUGUUUUUAUGUCUGGUACCCAAAAUGUUCUUGGGGAAGCCUAGAAGAAAUCCUCCAUGAUGACAUUUUGGACUCUGUUCCCCAGAUAUUUGUUUCUCAAGCCAGAUCCUUUUUGAAUUCCCACACAAAGAGUCAAGGAGUUGUGGAAAUGACCCAGGAAAAGUCCCAGUGACGCUAGAAUGGAAGCCCUGUGACAGCAGAGACUGUGUGGUUCCCCAGUGUGUCUCCUAUGCCUGGAACAGUGACUUCCUGGCAUGUGGUAGGCGUGCCAGAGAGCUGUUGAAUGAGUACCUUUUUCACCCAGUCAAGGGACCAAAUGCUGUAAUUGUCCUAGCUUUAUUUAGGCAAAGGUUGACGCUGUCCUGACCCUUUAAGCCGCAGGUCCCUGUCACUUCUCACGGGAAGCCUCUCUGAUGCGUGAAUGGUGAGUGGGGAAGUUUGGCAGGAUGAGGCCAACAAAGCUGUGUAAAGCUUUGCUUUCUCCAAGAGAAGCCAGCAAUGUUGCUUCACUCUCUCCAAGAAACCGCAGGCCACUGAUGACAAGUGGUGAUUGUCAGUUGCAGAUUAAGACCCCUCAUUCCCCCCAGGUGGGGCUGGUCCUGAGGAAGAACACCUGUUACUGUCAUCACUGCUUGUUCUUGGAGGGCCCCAGUGGAGCGGAGUGGAUGCAAAGGAAACAGUGGGAGUGGGUGGAUCUUGUUGGAAUGGGGGCAGAGUGAAGGAAAUUCCCUCUCCAACAGCCCUCUGCUGCUUUUUCUCUCCCACUGGCUAAUUUAUUAAUCUGCAUAAACUCUCUCUACGCACUUGAGACUUGAGGAUGAGGAUGAGCCAAUGGGUUGGGUGUCAACUACUGUAAGGAUCUAGAGGGAGAGACGAUUGAGGAAAAAGGUGAUUUUUCUACUUUGUCACAGCUCAGGUACGUGAGCCCAAUCUAUUUUGUUUUUUUCUCUUUGUAUUUGUGUCAGAUCUUUUUCAUACAGUGGGUGUUUUGCUCCAACAACUUUCCAUACCUGUGUCCUUGUUGAUUUGAUAGUUUUUCACAGUGUCCUAUGAUGUGAGAGCCAUCAACCGUUCGUAUUAUAAAGCUCUGUACGCAAUGGAUGUUAUAAUAAA